This is a messenger RNA of Lytechinus pictus (painted urchin), 2243 nucleotides long. Its product is annotated as alanine aminotransferase 2-like. Bases 1 to 1179 code for a protein of 392 amino acids. Gene Ontology annotation, biological process: biosynthetic process. Gene Ontology annotation, molecular function: L-alanine:2-oxoglutarate transaminase activity; pyridoxal phosphate binding. The record is from RefSeq and is a predicted model, not a curated record. Lineage: Eukaryota; Metazoa; Echinodermata; Echinoidea; Temnopleuroida; Toxopneustidae. The transcript has 11 exons.
AUGGUUAAACGAGAUGUUGAUGGACGUUCAUACAGUGAGAGCACCGGGCUUGAAAUCAUCCGGAAAGAUGUCGUAGACUAUAUAAAGAGGAGAGAUGGAGGACUGGAGAGCAAUCCAACGGAUAUUAUGCUGUCUGCUGGAGCCAGCGAGGCCAUUAGAAUUGUACUUCGGAUGCUGGUAUCUGGAGAAGGCAAAGAGAAGACCGGUGUCAUGAUCCCCAUUCCACAGUAUCCCUUGUAUUCAGCUUCAUUAGCAGAGAUCAAUGCAAGACAGAUCAAUUAUUAUCUCGAUGAAGACAACGCAUGGGGUCUUGACAUGACCGAGCUUCAAAGGUCGAUAGAUGAAGCACGGAAGCACUGCACACCUAGAGCUAUAGUAAUCAUCAACCCAGGAAACCCUACAGGCCAAGUACUUAGCCGGCAAAAUAUAGAAGACGUCAUCAAAUUUGCGUACAAGGAGAAUCUCUUUAUAUUGGCUGAUGAGGUGUAUCAAGACAAUGUAUAUGCUGCUGGUAGUAAGUUCUAUUCCUUCAAGAAAGUACUCCAUGACCUAGGACCUGACUACGCAGGACAGGAACUCGCGUCUUUCAUGUCAACGUCAAAGGGAUACAUGGGAGAGUGUGGAUUAAGAGGUGGAUAUUGUGAACUAGUAAACAUUGAUCCUGAUGUACAAGCACAACUCUUCAAAGCCUGCACAGCAAAGCUUUGCCCAACAGUUAGCGGGCAGGCUGUAAUGGAUGUGGUGGUGAACCCUCCACGUGAAGGAGAGGAAUCAUAUGAGUCAUUUCAAAAGGAAAAGAAGCAUGUCCUGGAUACUUUAGCAUUGAAAGCCAAGGUAGUUGCAGAUGGAUUUAACUCCCUUGAAGGUGUGAAGUGCAAUGCUGUUAUGGGAGCUAUGUACUCUUUUCCAAGUAUAUCACUGCCAAAGAAAGCGAUAGAGAAGGCAAAGGAGUUGGGUAAGCAGCCUGAUUUAUUCUACGCUGAACACUUCUUGGAGGAGGCUGGUGUUUGCGUGGUACCCGGUAGCGGUUUUGGCCAAAGAGAAGGAACUUAUCACUUCAGAAUGACGAUUUUACCAUCCGUUGAGCUGAUCCACGACGUCAUGGAAAGAUUUAAAUCUUUUCACACAAGGUUCAUGGAAAAGUAUGGCGACAGUGAAUCUGUGAAUGCCAAGAUGUGAACGAACUCUGAAAUAUAUUGAUCAAUUCAGCGGUUUCUGAUACUUGCCAAGACAUUGAUUUUAACAUGGGCAAUAAUUUUAUUAACUCGUGACAUGCCAGAGAGAUGCAAGCUCUGUGGGAUUUAUAUGUUUUGUGAGAUGGCAGUUGAUGGCAUGUUUAGAGUUGAUAGGUGAAAGGUCACAGGAGCACUUCUAUCGAAUCAGAACAAAAAUGAGAGGAAAAUGGGAAUUUAUCUUUGAAUUCAGCUAUGCAGACGAGCAAAGGGACUUAAAGGGACUUGUUGGAAGAAUGUUAACGCAUCUGCAGAAACCCAAACAGGAUUGUUGCUUUCCUAAACAGAAGGUCACAACAUUUUGAUUGACAUCUUCAACUGAAAACUGUAAAUGUGAGGUUUGAAAUAACAUAGGGCCCCUUUUGUAUGGAUUUAAAGAUUACAGAGAUGUUAACAAACUUGGUGGUUUCAUAUUUUUUUGUCUGCUGUCACAGGCAUUUAGGCUUUGAAAGGCUAACAUCGCAUCUUUAUGUUGAGAACAAUGGACAUAUCUUGGCUGAUACUCUAAUUUAUUUGCUCCAACUAAAUAUGAUGGAUUUAAUCUAUCUUUGUGAUGCUUAAAAGGCAUUAACCUAAAUAUAAAAUGAUAUACAUCUUGAAGGUUAUUAAUCUUGUACUGUAACAAAGGCCAAAGAACUUCUUACACUUAUAUAAUGCAAGGUUGUACAUCACACUUAUUACACUUACUUCGCACCACCACUGUGCUACAGGUAUAUCAGGGGAUACAGUUCUUGUGUAAUUCAAAUCACCAUAUCACAGAAUAGCGAUAUCCCCAUUGGACAUGUGUGCGUAAUAAUUGCAUGCACCCGUAAUGGUAAUGGUCUUGUGCAGUCCAGUACGACUUUCUAUGGGAUGUCUAAUGGCACUAGCAUACAUUGCUUAUGUAUGAUGUUAUACACAGAAAAUAUUUCUUUUUUUAGGUGUAUGAAGUCAAAGGCCCGUAUUCUGAAGUCCGGUUUAAUUUAGACCAUGGUCUAACUCUGCUCAAAUUAUGGAAAUCCAAAAAUAAGA